CUUAAAUCCACACACCCCCUUUGAAAAACCUAGAAUGCCAUAUCAAAACCCCGCAACACCAACCUACAUCCUCCGCGGCCACGCGGCUCCCAUCCACGCCCUCCGUUUUUUCGAUCAGAACCGCCGCCUCAUCUCCGGUGACGCCGAGGGCUGGAUCGUCGUCUGGGAUGUAGUCACCAAGCGGCCCGUUGCCGUUUGGAAGGCCCAUGAUGGUGCGAUUCUGGAGGUGAGAGGUGAGAUGGAUGGCUGGACCGGGGGGACGGUGGUUUAUACACAUGGUCGCGAUCAUAAACUUCGCGUUUGGAGGUAUGCCCGGAGAGAUGAGGAGGAGGGGGUGCUGGGGAGGGAGUUGCCGGUUGAGAUUGCCGGUGCUGGUGCUGGUGCUGGAGCCGCUGCCAGUUCAGCUGCCCAGCCGUGGCUUUUGCAUUCGUUGGCGGUUAAUGCGUUGAACUUUUGCGCGUUUGGGUUGCUGUGCCUCCCUUCUCCUUCUCCUCCUCCUUCUUUCGUGUCUGUGGAAGAAAGCGCUAGCUCAGGGGAGAUGCAGAGCGGAGCAGAGGUCCCUAGCACUGCGCCAAUAGCAGCAACAACCCCAGCAUCACCAGCAGCACCAGCAUCACCAGCAGCAACCCCAGCAAUAAUCGCCGUUCCUAACGCCCUCAACUCCGGCGCCAUCGACCUUUUCCACCUCCCCUCCGAGAAGCGCAUCUGCACGAUCCCCGCCGACUCCCAGGUCAAGACCGGAAUGGUGAUGGCUCUGUCACUGUUUCUCGCACCGCCCGGGGGUGGCGCGGGGGAUGCUACGGGGUAUUCCAGGAGGUCGUUGUUCCUAGCUGCAGCGUUCGAGGACGGGCAUGUUCUGGUUCUGCGCUGUCAGGUACCACUAUCAGCCCCAAGGGCCGCGGAAACCUCCGAAGAAGAGCAGCAAUGGAAGUGGGAAGAAGGACAGCAAUGGAAAUGGGAGAAGCUGUAUGCGAACCGCACCCACGAUCAGCCGGUAUUGGCACUCGAUAUCGCGCCAACUGGCGAAUGGGUGUGUUCCUCGGCGGCGGAUGCGCGGGUCGUCAAGCAUCCUCUUACGCUCCUCGACUCUCCGAGGGCCAGCGCGGGGAUUCAGACGGAGGCGAUCAAGAUCGUUGAUACGCGGCAUGCAGGGCAGCAGGGGCUGAGGGUGCGGAGUGAUGGGAAGAUCCUGGCGACGGCCGGGUGGGAUGCGCGCGUCAGGGUGUACUCGGGAAAGACGCUGAAGGAAGUGGCGGUGUUGAAGUGGCAUAAGGAGGGGUGUUAUGCUGUUGCUUUGGCGGAGGUUCUCGAGAGUGGUGAGAAAGAUCCUACAUGCGACGAUGAAGGCACAGGGAGCAGCCGCAGCCUGGCUGUCCUUCACCGACGACGAAACGAAAAGGUCCAACGCACCCAUUGGGUGGCUGCUGGGUCCAAGGAUGGCAAAAUCUCCUUGUGGGAUAUCUAUUAG
Messenger RNA from Aspergillus saccharolyticus JOP 1030-1, 1468 nucleotides. Its product is annotated as WD40 repeat domain-containing protein. The record is from RefSeq and is a predicted model, not a curated record. Gene Ontology annotation, molecular function: protein binding. Bases 35 to 1468 code for a protein of 477 amino acids. NCBI's taxonomy places the organism in Eukaryota, Fungi, Ascomycota, Eurotiomycetes, Eurotiales, Aspergillaceae. The transcript has 2 exons.